UUAUAAAUAGGUGCUCAUAUUGCUUCUUAAUAGAAACAGAACAUUCUUGCGUGUCUGAUCGAGGCUGAAUUUGAUUUUCCAAGACUUAGUCUUCUUCUCUGAAACAACAUGUCUUCCUGUGGUUGUGGUUCUGACUGCAAGUGCGACGGUGGCUGCAAUGGAUGCGGCAUGUACCCUGACUUGGGUUUCGCAGAGAAGGCUAGCACUGAGACCAUAAUCAUUGGGGUUGCACCAGUGAAGACACACUUUGAGAGCUCUGAGAUGAGCUUUGGUGCAGAGAACGGUUGCAAAUGUGGCUCAGACUGCACCUGCGACCCAUGCAACUGCAAAUGAAGAAAGAGUCGGAGCGUCCACAAAGGAGAUAUGGAUCUUAUGAAUAAUUAAUAAUAAGGAAGUGAGAGGAUCUGAAAAAGUACUUAUGGACCUCUGGUUUGGUGUUUUAUGUAUAGUUUGCUGUAAAUAAGACGGUCAUGGCUUUCUUCGAGUCCUUAGCCGGGAUUUGUUGAUGUGUUCACGACCGAAAUGGGUGUGUUGUUUAAAUUAUGUGUCGCUGCUUUGUGGAUGUGAAAAGAGUUUGCUUUGUAUUUUCUGGAUUAAUGGGAGCUUGAACUGUAACAGACUACUUCUCUUGA
Messenger RNA from Tripterygium wilfordii, 632 nucleotides. Its product is annotated as metallothionein-like protein type 2. Lineage: Eukaryota; Viridiplantae; Streptophyta; Magnoliopsida; Celastrales; Celastraceae. The record is from RefSeq and is a predicted model, not a curated record. The transcript has 3 exons. Gene Ontology annotation, molecular function: metal ion binding. Bases 109 to 333 code for a protein of 74 amino acids.